Solea solea (common sole) is the source of this 3651-nucleotide messenger RNA. Its product is annotated as pleckstrin homology domain-containing family S member 1-like. The record is from RefSeq and is a predicted model, not a curated record. The coding region runs from base 82 to 1452 and encodes 456 amino acids. The transcript has 17 exons. NCBI's taxonomy places the organism in Eukaryota, Metazoa, Chordata, Actinopteri, Pleuronectiformes, Soleidae.
AGAUAAAACAUUCAGCUUCCUCAAGCAGCAGCAUUUAGUGAGUGGAGUCCCUGAACAGGUGCACACAGGUUUGUUGUCAUCAUGUACAAGUCCCAACGGAACCCAGGCAGAAAUGCGGUUUUCUACAAACCAGUUGAUGUGGUGAAGGAGAUCAGAUCAGGAUACCUAUACAAGUCUCCUCCCUCGCACAAACUGAAGUCAGAGAAAUCGUGGAAGAAGCGAUACUUUGUGCUGUACAAAGUCAGCGAGAACGAACAUCUGCUCAAAUACUUCAGGAGCGCAGCGGAAAAGGAAAGGCCACUCGGAGGCAUAGACCUGACAAACAUCUCACUGUUGUACGAGAGUCCUCAACAGCACCAGAGGUGGGGGUGGAUCCAGAAGAGCUUCAAGUGUCCCCCGUCCUGUGUGCUCUUCAUCAAAGCUGGAGACAGGGAAUACUUCCUGGUCGGGGAGAGCAGUGAUGACGUGGACAGGUGGUUCUCUGACCUGUUUGACGCCCUGAAAACCCGGCCGUAUAGAUUUAUGAAUACCGAGGAAAUAACUAAUGGACACCAACAAAUUGAGGUCAUUUCAAAUCCUGUGAUACUGAGAAAGAAAUCAUCCGAUCCGACUGAGAAGCCGUCAUUUAAGAUGCGGUCUGAGUCUGAUCCAUCCUCAAACAUUCUGCAAAACAACGACAAUGCCUGGGAGCAGAAUGAAGAUGCCAGACGACCUGUGUCCGAGCCAAUCUAUGACUAUCCCAAAUCCUACUUAAGACAAGCACAAGUGAAUGGAAAUGGCACCAACAAGGAGUCACUAUAUGAAACGAUGCAGGAAAUCUCUCCGAAAGAGCGAGUCACUCGGGCAGAGGACCUUGAAGUGGAAAGGGUCACCGACAGCACCCUCAUGAGAUCUGUCACUCUUGCCUUUGACAAACUGAAGACCCAGAUUCCACCGCUGCCUUCGUUCAGCGAGGAGGAAGCUGCUGAAGAGAGAGAAGAAGCUCAUCCUUCAGACUUCAGCAGCAGUUCCAGUGACAACGGGACCAUCUCUCCUGUGGAGGGUCGAGAGCGUGCGUACACUCUGGAAAACCAAGGCUCCACUGAGAGUCUUGACCACGUCACCCCGAACGAAAGAGACAUCGAGGUCAACCAGGCAGAUUUGAAAAAACACCUGUCGCUGAUUGACGUGGAGGGGAAAACCUAUGUGUCCGGGUGGACGGGUCAGCCCCAGACCGUGUGUCUCUUCCACAAAGGAGACCAGAUUGUGGGGAUUAAUGACUUGCUCAUCGGCAACGUGAAGGAGUUCCACAUAUACAUCAGCAAGUCGCUCAAGAACCAGGUGAAACUCACCAUCCUGCGUCGACCUGGAUGUCUGCCCCUGCACUCGCCCAGCGGUCUCUGCAGUGACGCACAGGAAGCUGCGGCUGAGAGACACAGCGUGCCUUCAUCUCCUGGGUCUGGGUGUGUUUAAAAUGACUCUUUUCAGGCACUACAUAACAAGACAGUAUUCUUCCAAGGCUGUGGUCCAACCAGGUCACCAGGAUCAUACUCUUAUGUUGCACGUUGUUGUUUUUCUGCAAACCCGCCAUCACGUCUACUGAGAUGCAUAUCGACAUUUUAUAACUCUUUCCGAGCGUUUGAGGAAAUGAUGGCGAUGCUAUUCAUUUCCCGGUUAAGGCACGGUGAUUGAGUAACCUGAGGCGAAGGUCAAAUGUUGUUUACAGGUCUGUUUAGGUCUCCCUCGCUUAAGGAAUACAAGACAGUUUUACUGUGAUGAUGAUGUGAUGCGUGUGAGCCAGUUUAGCAAAUGCAACAUUUACCACAGUCUGCAGAAAAGUACAUGGCAUAGCAACGUUGUUUAAUUCCUAUUCAAAUCCUAAUCUGUCCUCCUACUAUUUAACUGUUUAGUGGAGCUAGAAGUGACGGUUAACGUUAAAAAUGAGAAAUACUUAUAUUCAUAACUCAAUAACGUUAUGCUUAUCUUCCGGGAUUGUUUUUUUUAAAUUGUGAAAUGCCCCUGCUCUGUAGGAUCAUACAGUAUAUUCUGGGAAUAAACUAUACCUCAAGAAUCUUUUUUUUAGAGAUGAAUAUCUAAUCUGGUGGGAAAACUUUAACCAGUAAAAACCCAACUCUGAAGGUAUUAAUGGACAUUUGUAAAAUUAAGAUGUCAGCAUUUGUCAGUCAUAAUCUACAAAAACCCUAUAGAUUAUUCACUUUAUUCUCUCAAAUCGCUGCUUAGUGAUUUUUUCAUCACUCCUUUUUUCCCCAUGUACAGUUAGUUUCUUUUCUACACGUGUGCACCUUUUGAAUAUGAUUUACAGUAUAUACUGUACAUAAAAACAAUGGAAAUGUAUAUGUUAAAUGUUUAAAAAAUGACAUUUAUAAAUGUUUACAAGGUCAUUUUAAGAUAACAUGAAGCACCGGCAACUAAAAAAUGGCUUCGUCAAGUCAUUUCUCAGCUUGGGACAAUGUGAAAACUUUCAUGUCGGUAUUAAUGUGACGAGGGAAAUCUGCCAUUCAUAAUAUUGUUGGGAUAAUUGUAAAAUUCUGUUUUAAAUUCUUAAAAUCUCUCAAAAACACACUGAACUGAACUUAUUUUUACCAAGAAAGGACAAUUUAGUUUUUUGCAUCACAGAUAUUACACGUGAAUGUUCAGUGAAACUUUUAAAGUGAAAAACAAGAAUUUCUUAAUAAGAUACAAAGACUGUAUGUUGGUGAAGUAAAAAAAAACAACAUAAUUUUAAAGUCAUUUAAGUGAAAUAUAAACAAUUUCUUCUUCACGAUUAUCCCGAUAAUUCACCACGAUCAACUUAUUGUCAGUGCUUUUUGACUACAUUAUGUUUUAAAAUAUCUACCCCAUUAAUCCUUAUUUAUAUAGGAUUAUAUAGUCAAGCUGGAGUUGAAGUUUUUCAAACUAUAUGAUUCGUUAUAUAUAGUGUAUACAUAGCUGAAGAUAGCACAAAAGCAUACUUUUUUUUUAGAAAAAAAUGUCUUAUUGUUAAUAUGUCUCCUCUAGUGUGUAAUAGUAUUGAAUGUAUGUGUAACAACGUUACAGGAACACACAUGAAUAUGUGUAACUUUUGGCGAUAAAGAUGAAGGAAGAGUGUCGAGUGCCGUCUGUACCUCAGGGAGAGUCUUGUGAAUUAAAAAUGCAGACAGAAUGAAUCAUGUUCCACCUUCCACCUCGGGCGAUGUUUCACCUAUUUCCUCCCUCAUUUGAAACAGAAAAUGUUAUAUUAAUAUAAAUUGGAAAGCCAGUUUUUUUUCUUUUUAGAUUACGCCGAGUGAACACAGACAACAUCAAACGCACAUUAUCUUCAAGGCCUUUUCAACCAAUGUUUUUAAUGUUAAUUACUUUUUUUUAUAUACUCUAUAUACACCAAGUGAUAAGUAUCCACUGAGGGCUCUGAGUUUCCUCCAACCCUCACAUAUAUAAAAAUAAUGUUAUCUGCUAAUAAGUACUUUUGACACGAUACGCCGUCUUUCCAAGGUCAAUGUUGGAAGUUUUUAAUGGAGCCAUUACACAGAUGUUCAUCUGAAGUCCAUUUUAUGUUGGAUUAUGAAUGUUCAGCAUCCCUUCUGAAAGUGUUAUAAAUACAAGUUGCACUGGCACGAUAAAUGUAUUGCUUGUACACGUAUUCUGAUUAAAGUUGACCAGAUUGUUGUGAAA